GCUCUCAGCGAGGAAUCAUCUAUUCUACGAUUUGUGUUCUUUUGAGUACUUAUUUGUGGAAACAAGCCGAUCAAGGAUAUACAAUUGGAUUUAGUGAAUGGUAGCUGCACAGUUAUCAAAAAUUUAGUUUGAACUAAAUAGUGAACGAAAAUCUCUUGGUUAUACUCAGCAAGAGAUAAAAAACAAACGUUGUGGAUAUAGUGAAGGUGCGAUAAAAAGGGGCCAGUUAAGUGCCAUUAGUGUAUGCGAUCGAUAAAAACAAAAGAGGAUUAACAUCACCGCCUUAAGGAUGCAGUCGCCAGUCAGCUCCCCGGAACUAAUGGACCCACGAUACAAUCAUCUUCGGAUUCCGGCUUCAUCAAGCCGUAUUCUCUACGACGUUCCGUGUAAGGUAUGCCGCGAUCAUAGUUCCGGAAAGCACUACGGAAUCUAUGCCUGCGAUGGAUGUGCCGGCUUCUUCAAGCGAUCGAUUCGUCGCAGUCGUCAGUACGUUUGCAAGUCAAAGUCCGAAACACCCUGCAUGGUGGACAAGACACAUCGCAACCAGUGCAGAGCCUGCCGGUUGAAGAAAUGCUUCGAGGUCGGAAUGAACAAGGACGCUGUACAACACGAACGGGGGCCACGUAGCUCAACUCUACGUAAACAGAUGGCUCUCUUCAUCGCUAAGGAUGCGCCUCUUCGACACGAUCUCAUGAUCCCGCCACCACUUCCUCUGACCCAAGCACCUAUGGGAUUAGACCUGUCCAUUCCCAGGAACACCUUCCUCAACGCACAAUCCAUGGUUCAUCCGACACUUUUCCCGGCCAUGCAAUCUCCCCAUCCUCUGAUCGCCGCCGAUGCCAUCCGAGAAUCAGCCGCCCAACUCCUGUUCAUGAACGUAAAUUUCCUGAAAAAUUUGGUUCCCUUCACCAAACUACCCCUGGACGAUCAGCUUGUGCUAUUUGAAGAAUCAUGGCGAGAGUUUUUCAUCCUGGCAGUCGCCCAAUACCUUCUGCCGAUCAACUUCAACAACCUGCUCGUGGCCUACGAAUACAUGAACAACAAUCGCGGCGAACCCUUUCCCGAGUGCAUCAUCCGGGAAAUCGAAAUCUUCCAAGAAAUCCUGGCCCAAAUCGUUGCCCUGCGAGUGGACAACAACGAGUUCGUUUAUCUGCGAGCAGUUGUCCUGUACAAAACGGAGUUCGAUCCCGAAAGUAGCAUCUCCAGCAGCAGCAGCGACGGCUCCGAUGUCAUCUCCUCAACCUCCAAAUCCAUCCAGGAAGCCGACACGGUUCGUGCCCUCGAAGCGGGAGCUAAGGAUGCGUUGGCCGCUUACUCCCGAACCUACCGACCGGGACCGGUUGAUCGUUACCGACUUCUACUCCAGCUACUUCCAGUCCUGCGAAACGUCUCAACCUUCACCAUCGAAGAACUAUUUUUCCGGAGAAAUAUUGGCCCGGCACCUCUGCUGAAGCUUCUCCUCGACUUCUACCGACAAAAGUAGACAGCACUUUUGCCACCGUAUUGUUCUUCGAUAGGCUACGAUCCACCCGCCCUUGGAUCGCUAAAACGACUGUGAUUGAGAUAGUGUAAAUAGUAUUGUGUAAAUCGGUAUACGAAAUCAAAGAAUUCUUUACAAAGGAAUAGUUUUAUUCACCCCUAGAUUAUACGAGAUAUUGUUAUUAUAGCGCAAUUGCCAAGUUACUU
Messenger RNA from Uranotaenia lowii, 1686 nucleotides. It is a transcript of the gene tll, whose product is annotated as protein tailless. Bases 290 to 1483 code for a protein of 397 amino acids. Gene Ontology annotation, molecular function: nuclear receptor activity; RNA polymerase II cis-regulatory region sequence-specific DNA binding; zinc ion binding. The record is from RefSeq and is a predicted model, not a curated record. Gene Ontology annotation, biological process: positive regulation of transcription by RNA polymerase II; cell differentiation; anatomical structure development. Lineage: Eukaryota; Metazoa; Arthropoda; Insecta; Diptera; Culicidae. The transcript has 2 exons.